Messenger RNA from Pungitius pungitius (ninespine stickleback), 3772 nucleotides. RefSeq names its product ankyrin repeat and SOCS box protein 9-like. The record is from RefSeq and is a predicted model, not a curated record. Gene Ontology annotation, biological process: positive regulation of protein catabolic process; protein ubiquitination; intracellular signal transduction. The coding region runs from base 1043 to 2062 and encodes 339 amino acids. The transcript is spliced from 7 exons. NCBI's taxonomy places the organism in Eukaryota, Metazoa, Chordata, Actinopteri, Perciformes, Gasterosteidae. Gene Ontology annotation, molecular function: protein binding.
CACCCGGGGUGCAGAGCACAUACUCAUAACACAGCUGUUACAAUUGGAUUUAUUUUAUUUUCCAGAAGUUGCGUGGGAACUUAAUUGAAGUGUGUCAGGGAAGUUAGGGGUCAGAUGAGUGUAUCGCCAGAGCUGCGGGGAGUCAGCGUUGCACUCGAGGACACUGAGGCAGAGCCUCGUAAAGAAUGUUUUGUCUGAUUAUCGUCCUCCAUCAACAACAACGAGUUGGAAAAAUAAGUGGAUUUCCUGUUUUUUCAAAGGGCGAGCCACGAGAGUUCUCUUCAAUUAGAUGAACUUCUAAACACAUGGAAGUAAGAGGAACAUCUUGGGGUAUUUUAAUGUUCUUCUUUCAUUGUUUUUUUUUUUAAGCACAACUACGUGACCACCGCAAAAUGAGAAGCAUAUAUCAAUCCAGAAUGAAAUGACAAAAGAAAACAAAGUAAGGACGCCUAUUGCUCAAAUGAUUCAAAUAGCCACUCCAGAUAUGUUUAAAGACAGAUCAAAUUUCGCUUUGAAUAACAAUGUAUGGCUUGUACUACUUAAAAAAAAGAAAUUAGCAAUUUUUAUUUUAAAAAAAGGGCAUAGAAUUGAGGAAUCAAAAAAAAGAUUCAUCAGGGGGAAAAAAAAGGUACUGGGAGAGUAUAAGUAGUAGAGUAUAAAAUAUAUGAGUAUAAGUGGAUAGCAUAAGAUAACUACAUUUAGGAACUCAUUGCAGUCUACCUCAUUCUUUAAAACCAAUAAUACUUUUACUGUGGAGAGUUCCUCAACCGACAGUACACUGCCCAUCUCCUGCUGAGAGGGUGGGUGUGACGGUACAGUGUCAAAUUACACUUCACAUCAAAGACCUGCUCUACAGGCCCCCCCCCCCCUCCUGCACCUUCAUUGGUUGAAGCCUCAACCGCUUCGUGCAACCAGCCCUGUUUGUUUCCAGCAGGCUGAUACUUGUUCAAGGAGGAAAUGACAUCACAGCACCAAGACCUAGCCACAAAAAAAACAAACAAAAAACACACUGGAAAACAGAUGAGGACAAAAUGUCUUUCAGAUGUCUUUUGACUUCGGCUGUGUUGCGACAACCGACGAGGCCAAACCCCCCCCCCCGGCCCCCCCGCUGGGGAUCAGCUCUCGGGUGGCACGGCGAAGAAUGUCGGCCGGACAGAAGGACGCUUCGCGAGGCACAACUUGUCAGAGUGGAGCUGCAGUUCUGUUCUCCAACCCUCUGAUGAGCGAUCUUGAAUCAGACUGGUCCCCGCUCCACGAGGCUGCCUUUAAUGGACGAGUCCUCGCUCUGCAGAGACUCAUCGCUCAGGGUGCGUGUGUUAACGUGAACACUCUGGACCAGGUCUCUCCCCUCCAUGCAGCGUGUUUACAGGGCCACGUGGCCUGCGCCAAGCUGCUGAUGGAAAACUCGGCAAAUGUCAACAGUUCAACAGUCGAUGGACAAACUCCCCUGUCGGGGGCUUGUGCCCGUGGUCAUGUGACCUGCGUAUCGCUGCUCCUUCAUCAUGGGGCGACUCCCCUGGGGAGCACCCGAGCCGGCUCUCCAAUCCACAGGGCUGCAGCCAAAGGUCACGCCGAGUGCAUCCAGCCGCUGGUUGAGCGCGGCGCGGACGUGGAUCAGCACAUCGCCCAAUGCGGCUCCCCUCUCGGCGUCGCCUGCGCCAACGAGCGCCUGGGCUCCGUGAGGAAACUGCUUCGGCUCGGGGCCAGCGUGAACAGCGCCGCGUCCGGGGACUCGCCGCUGCACAUCGCCGCCGGCCUGUCCAACCCGGAGCUGGUGUCGGUGCUGCUGGACCACGGGGCCGAUGGCGGCCUCAGGAACUCGGAGGGCAAACAGCCGGCGGACCUCGCGCCCCCGAACAGCCGGGCAGAGAGGCUGUUGAGACAAGCGGGAGGAGCGUCUCCUCUGAUGCAGCUGUGUCGGCUGCACAUCAGGAGGACUGUGGGCAAGCAGAGACUGGGCGGGAUCCAAGACCUCCCCCUUCCCACAGAAGUGAAACGGUUCCUUCUCUACCAAUCCGACCCGGGGGGGGGCGGGGGGGGGAGGAACCAGUGCACUGAGUAACGUCAGGACGUCGUGGGCGGAUUCUGAGCUGUAACUUCUGGGUCAGCAGGGGGUGCAGUUGCAUUAGUUUGCAGCGAGGAGGCUCCUCUGCUUGACAUUUCAAACUAACAAACCGAUUCCCUGGAUCGACAGAGUGUCUGAAAAUGUCGUUAGAGAUGAAAACAUCAACGGGGACAUUAGGUUACUAUGAAAUAACAUCAUCAUACUGGAAUCAUCACACUGAAAUAAUGAAAACAAGGCACAUUUCUUGGAAGAUUUUAAAGUAAAGAUCUUCUGAUUUUAUCCGUUAAAUGGAGCUGGGCGGCUGCUAAGAGAACUGCUAAUGACUUCAGCACAUUAAAUCUGAGUAGAUAUCAUGCAACUGAGUCCUUUUGCAGUCCUCAAACCCCCCGUCUCUGUCCUUUGCUUCUUCCCUCAUGUUUUUAAUUUCAUUUUAAAUCUCUUUUCUCCUUGCUUUUAAAAAUGUGUUUAAAUUAUGAAUCAGGAAUAGCAGCAUCAGUAAAGAAUGAUAAAACAUUGUUAUUAUCUAGUUGGGCUUAUGUUCUGGUGUGUAUUUAGGUCACUACUUCUUUCCCUUGCCCACAUCUAGUAAUGCAGAUACCGUAUGUUGGGUGACCUUGUUUAUCUAUGAAAUGCAAAGUAGACCCAUCUGCACAUCUUAAUUCUCUUCUAAAGCUUUAAGUCCACAAACAAGUAGCAUGAACACUGGGAGCAGGGCAUCGUUGGCCCCUCGGCGCCUGUCAGCGGAUGAGCAGGCUGACCGAGCUCCGCACGGAGGGAGAACAGCGAAUACUUGGGCCCAAUAAGGCUCGCUCUUAUUGCAUUACGGACCGUGCCCUCGUUUCGUGAUGCCGCACAAUUAUGCGAGCCGAGCCAGUGUGUGAGCACGGACAUCGAUUUGAAUGGUUCAUUAAGGGAGACGAUGAUGAUGAAAAAAAGAAAAAAAAAAAGAAAAGGGGGCCGCGCGAGCUCACCGGGAACAUCAACAUCCUCUCCAUGGCGACAGCCAGCGCUGCAGCUGCGCCCACGCCCUCCUCGUUUAAUGCAGCGCUCACCGACUUUCCAUCAAGGCCUCGUGUCCCAAUUUGCCACUUGAACUUAAUUAUCUCCACCCCCCCUUUCCCUCCCCCUUUCCAACCCCACCCCCACCCCUCAGUCUCCCUCCAAUGGCUGCGCGGGGGCCAGGUUUCGAUUGAGCUGGCGUUUUAAUGUUGAAUCAAUACGGUGGAGGAGCUCCGGACUUCUGAAGCCGCUGGGAGAGGCGUACAGUAUCCGCUGGAAGUAAUUACUGAGGAGGGGGGGGGGGGGGGCAGCAAUCAGGUGGGACGAGACCGUCUGGUAAUCAGUGUCACAUAAGCGUUCGAAUCCAUUUCCCACUUGAGUCACUGCGGCGCCGCCCACAGUGGGGCUUUGUUGGGCUGUGUGCACUGAAUGGGUUCAGUCAGGUACUCAGGUGCACUCUGAAGGGCUCACCUAUGAGCCAAAGCUUUUACUUUAACUCUCUGGAGGCGGGCGAGCCAUUAACCCCACCAUACCCCCUUUUUUUUUUAGUUUUUUUUGGUUGUUGGUGCGUGUACCCAAAUAGCGCAUUUCUUGGUCGGAGCUUAGGUGAAACACAAGAUACAAAGUUUGAACAUCCGGCACUCUUUAAACCAAUUCGCUCCAACGAACCACCACUAACGGAGGUUUUAUUAAAAACAAAAAACGAAA